CCCGCAAGGAUCCCGCAUCGAGCCGCGAGCGCCGAACGUAAAUAAAAAUUCGGGCGCAUCGUUAACAAGCAAGUGCAUUUAGUUCGUACGCAGUGGCAAGCAGCUACGAACAACCAUGGCUCUCAAAAACCAAGUCGGACUAAAGAUUAUGAAUGAGGUGAUUAAGCAGAAGGGCGUGAAAAAGAAUGGUCCAACGCCGGGGUCAGCCGCCGCACCGCACGUCGAAUGGCGUGUUCUGGUUGUGGACCAACUCGCCAUGCGAAUGGUUUCCGCCUGUUGCAAAAUGCAUGAUAUUUCUGCCGAGGGCAUUACUUUGGUUGAGGACAUAAACAAAAAACGAGAACCUUUGAGUACUAUGGAAGGUGUCUACUUGAUUACACCAAGCGAGAAAUCCGUGCGUGCUUUGAUGUACGACUUUGAAGGUGCUAGGCCUAUGUACAAAGCCGCUCACGUCUAUUUUACGGAAGUGUGUCCCGAGGAGCUCUUCAAUGAGCUGUGCAAGUCGUGCGCCGCUAGGAAAAUUAAGACACUCAAGGAAGUCAAUAUCGCCUUCCUUCCCUACGAGUCACAGGUAUUCUCAUUGGAUUCGCCCGACACGUUUCAAUGCAGUUACUCGCCGAUGUUUGCUGAUGCGCGUAAUGCAAACAUGGAACGCAUGGCUGAACAAAUCGCAACAUUAUGCGCAACGCUCGGCGAAUAUCCAUCUGUGAGAUACAGAGUUGAUUUUGAACGCAACGUCGAGUUGGCUCAGUUGAUUCAACAAAAACUGGACGCGUACAAAGCAGACGAGCCUACUAUGGGUGAAGGCCCGGAAAAGGCGCGCUCUCAGUUAAUCAUCUUGGAUCGUGGGUUUGAUUGCAUUUCUCCGCUUCUGCACGAGUUGACAUUCCAAGCAAUGGCCUAUGAUCUUUUACCCAUCGAAAACGAUGUCUACAAAUACGAUGGUCAACAAGGAAUGAAAGAAGUUCUCUUGGAUGAAAACGACGAAUUGUGGGUGGAUCUACGUCAUCAGCACAUUGCCGUAGUAUCGCAGAGCGUCACAAAGAAUUUGAAGAAAUUCACUGAUUCAAAACGCAUGCCUGCAGGCGACAAAUCCUCAAUGAAGGAUCUUUCACAAAUGAUCAAAAAGAUGCCGCAGUAUCAGAAGGAGCUAUCAAAGUACGCAACACAUCUGCAUCUCGCUGAAGAUUGCAUGAAGGCAUACCAAGCAUACGUUGACAAACUAUGCAAAGUCGAACAAGACCUUGCGAUGGGUACAGAUGCUGACGGCGAGAAGAUCAAAGAUCACACUAAAUUUAUUGUAAACGUGCUGCUUGAUCCAAAGAUUACCAACGAGUUUGACAAGAUGCGCAUUAUUGCGCUGUAUGCGUUGACUAAGAACGGCAUCACAGAGGAAAAUCUCUCCAAAUGGGUAUCGCAUGCACAGAUCAAAGAUAAACAAACCAUUGCUAACUUGCAGUAUUUGGGUGUUAAUGUUGUCACUGAUGGUGGUAGUCGCAAGAAGCCGUAUUCGGUUCCGCGUAAGGAGCGCAUCACUGAACAAACGUAUCAGAUGUCUCGUUGGACACCUGUCAUCAAGGACCUUAUGGAGGAUGCAAUCGAAGAUAAACUUGACCAGCGACACUUCCCGUUCCUAGCUGGACGAGCUCAGAGUUCUGGUUAUCAUGCGCCUACAAGCGCGCGUUACGGUCACUGGCACAAAGACAAAGGCCAACAGACUGUGAAAAACGUACCACGUCUGUUGGUAUUCAUCGUCGGCGGCAUGAGCUACUCCGAAAUGCGCGCCGCGUACGAAGUAACGAACGCUGUCAAAAACUGGGAGGUAAUCAUCGGCUCGUCGCACAUCCUCACGCCUGAGGGCUUCCUCAGCGAUUUGCGCUCGCUGAAGACCGACCCUUAGAAGAAGAAGGUGCAAUUCGACUUUUAAAAUACACCACCAGAAACGACAACAACAACCAAAUAAUAUACUACACUGUAAGCAAGCACAGGCAGCGCAUGCGAACUCUUUUCAUCGAUUCCAUUCCAGCAUUAUCCAACACUUAGCUACUAACCAUUGGUAAUAAGGUAACCAAACUGCUUACGGUACGCUCUUUCGAUCAUCUCUUUAUGUAUGUGUAUGUCUGGCACUUCUCACAAUCGACGCUUCUCUAUCCACAUCGACGCGUAAAAAGCAGAAAUCAAAUAAGAGUCUUACGUACCUGAGAUGCAAUGUUAAGACGCAGAGCGAUAAAUUGAUUUCCUUGCUUUAUAUUACUUCACUUUAAACAGUCUAAGUAAACACUUUGCUUUCGCUUUAAUAAUUAAAACUGCCGAAGAUCGGAGAAACGAAGGGAAGCGUAAGACAGAUGUCACAUUGCACCUUAAACCAUGAUACGUUCAAAAUUACCAGCGGAGACAAGUCGUAGAACAAACUAAAUACAAAAAUAAUCAGAUAGUUAAUCAGUGUAGCAGCGAAUGAGAGAAAAAAGGCAAAGAACUAAACACCUAUAAAGAUAAACCAGAAAACUACACACGUCGUAAAUGUAAAAUUUGUGAUUAAUACUAACAUUACUAACAAUUACUAUUAUUAACAAAUUGAGAAACUUUAUUAUAUAGCUCUUGAACGUACUAUUUGACAUAUAGCGAUAUCACGUAUUCACGUAGGGCGAGUAUCUAAACAUGUAGCAUUUUCUCAUCUUUACAUACCAAAAAGAUUUACGUGUGUGAAAUGUGAAUAUUAAACGCGGCAUAAGCAAUAUAAUAUAUCAAACUUUUGAAAGUGCUGCAAUCAGUGUGCUAACGCAUUCAAGUUUAACUUAGCGAAGAAAUACAACGUUUAGCAUGAUAGUUUAUUGAUCGAUUCAAGUACGUGGAGACAUUUGAGAUGGGGGGAUACAUAAAUGAAACUAAAUAUAGCAUUGUUAUAUAAAAUUAUAAAUACUUGUAAUAUUAUAAUAUUUUAGUGCAGCGAUGAAUUGUCGUAUCUAUUUUCGGAGUUUUUCAUUUAUUACUGUUAUUAUUGAUGUUGUUAAUUUAUUUAUUUCUUACAUUACAUUGUAGCGAUAUGCGAUGAUAGUAUUAUGUUAGUUGCGAUAAGGUUACACAGUGACUAUUACGAUUAAAUUUAUUGCAGGAUUAUUAUGAAAUAAUUACAAAUCUCUAGGAAUAAUGAUACAUAUAUAAUGCAUAGUUAUUGUAUAUUAGUAGUCUAUACAUGCGUAACAUAUUCAUGAGUGUCCACGGAUCGAUCAAACAUUUUAGAUGAAUGUUUGAUGGCUCUGGUGGCACGUGGUAAAUAGUUCUAUGCAUUGCAUUCAUUGAAGAUAAAAAUAUUACAUAAUUCUAAUAUGAGAAAGCUGUCAGUCAAUUUCGAGAUGUUGAUGAAUAAAAUAAAAUAUUAUCAAAA
Dalotia coriaria is the source of this 3385-nucleotide messenger RNA. It is a transcript of the gene Rop, whose product is annotated as Syntaxin-binding protein Rop. Gene Ontology annotation, biological process: vesicle-mediated transport; neurotransmitter secretion; intracellular protein transport. NCBI's taxonomy places the organism in Eukaryota, Metazoa, Arthropoda, Insecta, Coleoptera, Staphylinidae. Gene Ontology annotation, cellular component: plasma membrane; secretory granule. The coding region runs from base 116 to 1900 and encodes 594 amino acids. The transcript is spliced from 9 exons. Gene Ontology annotation, molecular function: syntaxin binding. The record is from RefSeq and is a predicted model, not a curated record.